Molecule: messenger RNA, 1683 nt
Organism: Hypoxylon fragiforme
Lineage: Eukaryota; Fungi; Ascomycota; Sordariomycetes; Xylariales; Hypoxylaceae
Exons: 2
Coding region: 1-1683 (560 amino acids)
Biological process (GO): regulation of translational initiation
Cellular component (GO): cytoplasm
Source: RefSeq, a predicted model, not a curated record
AUGGCGUCUCAACAGGACCUCCAAGACCUCAUCCGACUUAUGACGAUUGGCAUGAAAGUCCCGAUGAAAGAUGCCUUGGGUCGAGUCAAGUUAUUACAAGGACAGAACCUUCGUAGUAUUCAGCAGAUAGCGGAGGGACCUCUCGCCGAUGUUACUUCUGCUAUCAAAGACGCCAAAGCUGCGCGAUCACUCCAUAAUGCUUGCAAAGCUCGGAUGAAGAACCCAGCUGGGCCAUCUGCAGCUAAACGACCUGCCUCUGCUCUCGAAAAUGCUGCGAAACGCGCCAAAUACUCAAGUGACACUGGCUUCCUCAAUGAAUCCGAAACGGUUUCUCCACAAGAAUUUGAAUCGUCAUUUAUAUUCCCUGUAGAGACGGAUGAGAAUGUCAUCGCCCAUACUGUAUUAUUGACGAACCGUGCUCCCUUGGUCCUCGCAUUUGCCAUCGAACUCUUACGCUAUACGAUGCCUGAGCAGCCCCCGUCUAGUCGGUUAAGUCUGGCACAAGCAGUAGUGAGUGCUAAUUCGAGAAGUAAAGCUGUUUCUAUCGGUUUAGAGAAAGGCCUCAGCGCAGAUGAACAAGGCUGGGGCCAUGGCCAACCAAGAGUCAAAGUAUUGGGCCGUGAAGUUACGGUAUUGAAAAGGGGCGGAUACGAAUGGAAACAGGAAAGCCCCGAGAAAGAUGUGCCCACCAGCUCUAGUGUUCUAUCAAGUGCUACGGAAACUGGUGUCAGUCAGACCGUAACACCCGAAAUCUCUAAUGGGCCGUCAUGGUCUGUUAGCCAAUCCGUCACUUUAAAAGGGUCGACAUUCAUAGUUCGGGCAACGCAGAUAACGGAACCCUCUCAAAGACAUGUACUGAUGAAGUCUCUUUUCGAGACCAACCCAUCCCUUCAGAGCGCAUCCCACAAUGCUUGGGCGUACCGAAUUCGAGUCCCUACAGGCCUCUUCGGUGCAACUACAAUCAAGGAAGAAUCCUUUGACGAUGGAGAGGCAGGCUGCGGUGAUUUUCUGUUGAAAAAUAUGCGGGAAACAGACGCUGUGGGUACUCUUGUGGUCAUGACCCGGUGGUAUGGAGGGGUUAUGCUCGGUGUUGAUCGGUGGAGGAUAAUGCGAGAUUGCUUAAAGGAUGCUUUGGCCGAGCGACUUCGAGUCACGGGAGAGAAAGCCAUGCUGGGGGGUGAAGCUCUCUGGGGCUUGGACCUCGAGGCUAUGAGAAGCAAGUCUGGAACAUCUAGCUCCGAAACGAGCAGAUCUUAUGGGGCAGGAGUAGUAGGCAUGUCUAUUCACCGACCGGAAACUGCAAGAGCAUACCUUUUCAAGAGUUUUGUUACCCGAGUAGAUGAUUUAAACGGAGAUGGUAACGAAGCUGCCAACAUCGAAGGUCCGGCUGGUGACGAGAGAGAAUUGCCAAAUCCCCAGAAAACCACAAGCAAAGCAACACCGAAAAAGAAAACCGCACAUGUAUUCGAACAAGAAAGAGAGGAGAAUGUCUCCCGGCUGCUCGGUGCCAUAAAACUCCUUUAUGAUAGCUGGGCGCCUCACCUCAGCAUCAGCGAGCUCGACCGACGAGCCUGGGGAUGGUAUAUUGCAACACGACCAAAUGUAGACAGUGGCCCUUCUGGCUGGGGAGCAAAGGGGCACCUGAAACUUGCUGAUAUACUGGCCCUACGGCGAAAGCAAUGA